UGUCCACUGGAUCCUCGGUUAAGGCUGGGUGAUCGAUCUCCAUUAAGUCGCCAGUUCAAAUUUCACAAAAAGAUCCGCAAAAUUUAUUUGAUUUAUCUCGCGAUACAAUGGAUGAAACGUUCUUCGAUCUAAUGGAGUUCUUGAAGAAACCUACGAUAACCGAAACAUUCGUCGACAUUUUGUUGUGCGCAGUGCCGAUAUGGCUAGCCGUGAUGAUCGGGCUCGUAAUCGGCUGAGCUUGGCGGCCUAGGUGGACCAGCUUGGUUUUUCUAGGCCUCCGGUCUAAGUUCCGGUUCAUUUGGACCGCUCCUCCUGGAUUCGUUGCUCGCCGUGUCUGGCUCGCCUUCACCGCUCUCUCCGCUUUCUCCGUUUUCCGCGCGGUUUUUUCUAACUUCAUCAAAGGGAGUGCCGGGAAAUCGGCUGCUGGAGCUUCAAUUUCUGCCAUUCCUUUGCAACCGCCGUCUCCUACGGUGAGGGCUUCGCCGGAAGGAGCAGCUGGUACUCUUAGCGGUAAAGCUGAAGAAAGAAGACAGGACAUUGUCACCGAGAAUGACUUAGCUCACCUCUUAUAUUUACUCGAAGGGAAGGAAGGGGAGAUGGAAUGGCAAUAUAUGAUGGAAAAGAUGAUCCCAAAUAUGUCAUACCAAGCAUGGCGCCAUGAGCCUAAGAAUACCCCUGCAAUUUACCUUAGUAGAACUGUCUUUGAGGAUGCAACUCCAGAGUUGGUCAGAGAUUUCUUCUGGGAUGAUGAGUUUCGGACAAAGUGGGACACUAUGCUUUCAUGUGUUGAAAUCUUAGAGGAGUGUCCUCGUACAGGAACAAUGAUUGUUCACUGGAUAAAAAAGAGCGAUUAAAUGAAUGUUCCCUUUUUUCUGCAGUAUCGAGAGUACAUAAUUGCUCGAAGAAUAUGGGAGGAUGGAAAUUCUUACUAUUGUGUGACAAAGGGUGUGUCAUAUCCUGGUUUGCAGAUGCGUGACAAACCGAGACGUGUGGAGCUUUAUUUUUCAAGUUGGAUUAUCAGGGCUGUAGAAUCCCGAAAAAGAGAUGGGCAGAUGUCUGCUUGUGAGGUAGCUCUUGUACAUUAUGAAGACAUGGGGAUCCCGAAAGAUGUGGCGAAAUUGGGUGUUCGUCAUGGGAUGUGGGGAACUGUUAAGAAAUUACACUCUGGCAUGAGGGCAUACCAGAAUGCGAGGAGAACCGACACUACCUUGUCAAGAUGCACUCUGAUGGCAAAAAUUACCACAAAAAUGUCUCCUAAUGAGAGCAAAGAUCUCUUGGUCCCGUUUCCGGGGAAGAUGAAAAGGCUCGAACCACGGUUAUGAGUAGGUAGCAUGGUAAUGGGCUUGAUUGGAAAUGGAUCGCCGUAGGUGGAACUGUGGCUCUGGUUUUUGGACUCCACUCAGGUAUAAUUGGGAAGGCCUUGUUACUUGGGGCAGGGAGAAGAGUCGGUGGCGGU
Molecule: messenger RNA, 1456 nt
Organism: Hibiscus syriacus
Lineage: Eukaryota; Viridiplantae; Streptophyta; Magnoliopsida; Malvales; Malvaceae
Exons: 8
Coding region: 855-1322 (155 amino acids)
Molecular function (GO): lipid binding
Source: RefSeq, a predicted model, not a curated record